Messenger RNA from Eriocheir sinensis (Chinese mitten crab), 1359 nucleotides. RefSeq names its product peripheral plasma membrane protein CASK-like. The record is from RefSeq and is a predicted model, not a curated record. Gene Ontology annotation, biological process: protein phosphorylation. Gene Ontology annotation, cellular component: cytoplasm; neuron projection. Gene Ontology annotation, molecular function: calcium/calmodulin-dependent protein kinase activity; calmodulin binding; ATP binding. The transcript is spliced from 9 exons. NCBI's taxonomy places the organism in Eukaryota, Metazoa, Arthropoda, Malacostraca, Decapoda, Varunidae. The coding region runs from base 1 to 1359 and encodes 452 amino acids.
AUGUCUUCUCAUCUUUCAUCAUUCAACCCAGCGUCCUGUUUUUCCCUUCUAACCUCUCCCUUCCUCCGCAGGGGUCCGUUCAGCCUGGUGCGGCGAUGCGUCCACCGGGAGACCAACCAACAGUUCGCCGUCAAGAUCGUGGACGUGGCCAAGUUCACGUCGGCGCCGGGGCUCUCCAUCAACGACCUGAAGCGCGAGGCGACCAUCUGCCACAUGCUGAAACAUGAACACAUCGUGGAGCUGCUGGAGACCUACUCGUCGGAGGGGAUGCUCUACAUGGUGUUUGAAUACAUGGACGGGGCAGACCUGUGCUUCGAGAUCGUCAAGCGCGCCAUGUCGGGCUUUGUGUAUAGCGAGGCUGUGGCCAGUCACUACAUGCGGCAGAUCCUGGAGGCGCUGCUCUACUGCCACGAGAACGAUAUCAUCCACCGCGACAUCAAGCCCCACUGCGUGCUGCUGGCCUGCAAGGAGAACAGCGCCCCCGUCAAGCUGGGAGGCUUCGGCGUGGCUAUCCAGCUGCAGGACGGCGAGCUGGUCAAUGGAGGCCGGAUAGGCACCCCGCACUUCAUGAGCCCCGAGGUGGUGGAGCGGCAGCCGUACGGGAAGCCUGUGGACGUGUGGUCGGCCGGCGUGCUGCUCCACAUCCUGCUGUCCGGCACGCUGCCCUUCUACGGGACCAAGGAGCGGCUGUACGAUGCCAUCUGCCAGGCCAAGCUGCAUCUCAACACGGCCACGUGGGAAGGGGUGAGUGACCACGCGAAGGACUUGGUGCGCCGCAUGCUGACCUUCGACCCCAACGAGCGCAUCACGGUCAAGGAGGCGCUCAGUCACCGCUGGAUCAAGGACCGCGACAAGUACGCCUCCCGCACGCACCUUCACUCCACCGUCGAGGAGAUGAGGAAGAUGAACGCGCGCCGCAAGCUGAAGGGCGCGGUGCUGGCGGCCGUGUCCUCCCCGCGAUGGACGAGCUUCUACUCCGACCCCACCCUCGACCCCUACCCUGAGCUGCCCGCCGACGAUGACGUGUGCAGUACUGGAGCAGUAAGCGUGGUGCUGGACUCCCUGGACGACAUCCAGUGCCUGCAGGAGUGCCCCGUCAAGGACAGGGACUUCCUCCUCUCCGUCCUCGAGGACACGCAGCUCCACGCCCUCCUUGACGUUCUCCAUCACAUCCACACCCAACAGGUAAUUGCCCGCCCUUCUCUUAGUGUAGUGAGUAAGGAAGGAGGAGGAGCCAGUGGAGGAGUGGGAGGGAGUGUUGCGUUGGGCCGAGUGUGUGAUUUCGUGAGUACCCCCUUCCACCUGUCUAGUGUUGGACCUCCCGUUUUCUUUGUUUCGUUCUUCCCGUUUUCCUUUUGA